GUCGCAACGCAGCGCUUCGACUGCCGCUCAACCAUCAUCAACCAUGUCCGCCGCCGCAUCAAUCGCCGCCGUCUCAAUUUCGAAUUCCCAUUCUUCCAAUGCUUCGGUUCUAGCCCAGACCAAGCAAACCUCCUCCUAUCGGCUUUUACUCGAUGAGAAGAGGAAGAGCAGAUUCUUACCUGCGAUUGAGGUCAAGAGGAUCGGCGGUGGAAGAACUAUCUCUCUACGCGAAAGGAGAGGGAUCGAGAUCACGGCGAAGACCGCCGGAGCGUCGAAGAACAUCGAGGUUGAAGUAGACAAGCCCCUUGGUCUAACCCUAGGGCAGAAAUCUGGUGGCGGGGUUGUCAUCACUGCUGUUGAUAGCGGUGGGAAUGCAGCGAAGGCUGGGCUCAAGUCUGGAGAUCAGGUUUUGUACACAAGCAGUUUCUUUGGUGAUGAACUUUGGCCUGCAGAUAAGCUGGGAUUCACCAAAACAGCUAUCCAAGCAAAGCCUGACUCUGUUUACUUUGUUGUGAGCAGAGGUGCAGAGGUAGAUGUUAAGCGAUUGCCUAAGAGACCAGCACCACCUAGAUUUGGCAGGACCUUAACAGAAUCUCAAAAGACUAGAGCAACUCACAUAUGCUUAGACUGUGGAUUCAUCUACACUCUGUCAAAACCUUUUGAUGAGCAGGCGGAUUCGUAUGUGUGCCCUCAGUGCAGAGCACCUAAGAAGCGUUUUGUGCGCUACGAUGUGAACAGUGGGAAGCCAAUUGGGGGCGGUCUGCCGCCGGUUGGUGUGAUUUUUGGUCUGGUUUUGGGGAUUGGAGGGGUUGCAGCUUUACUUGUAUAUGGCCUCCAAUAGAUCCAUAUGACGAAAUUUUUAUUUGUAGACAUUCUUCACAACUGCAGAUGUUCAACUUCCAUGAGCUUGCUUUGUCUUCUUCGCUCUUGUCCUUGGAUGUUUUUAUAUUAGCUUGCUUUCACAAGUUCUAUUAUUAAUUGUAAUUGUAAUGAAGUUGCUGUUAAGCUAUGAAGCUUAGUUAAUAUUUUACAUAUAAAAAGGAAAAGUCUAUAGAUAGUA
Dendrobium catenatum is the source of this 1060-nucleotide messenger RNA. RefSeq lists its product as uncharacterized. The record is from RefSeq and is a predicted model, not a curated record. The transcript is spliced from 6 exons. NCBI's taxonomy places the organism in Eukaryota, Viridiplantae, Streptophyta, Magnoliopsida, Asparagales, Orchidaceae. Gene Ontology annotation, molecular function: protein binding; iron ion binding. The coding region runs from base 44 to 841 and encodes 265 amino acids.